Molecule: messenger RNA, 2753 nt
Organism: Anopheles aquasalis
Lineage: Eukaryota; Metazoa; Arthropoda; Insecta; Diptera; Culicidae
Product: IWS1-like protein
Biological process (GO): poly(A)+ mRNA export from nucleus
Cellular component (GO): nucleus
Source: RefSeq, a predicted model, not a curated record
CGUAAUUGUAAGUUUGGCUUUAACUAUUCCUCUGUGUUAAGCUGCGUGCAUAGCAUAGUUCACAAAUAUUUAAUCUCGGAGUCACAACGAUUGAAGCAUCAUGUUGUGUUAAACUGAGCGCUGUUCGAAGUUGCAUCCGCGUGAUCGAUAAUCUGGUUGAUUCUGUAGAGUUUGCCGCGAUCGCGGGAACCGAGUUCUACGUUCUACGCCGAACCGCUUAACAUUCGCUUGUGUGGACACCACGGCGCACCGCACGAAACGGCACACCAUAUAGUUCCGGAGAGAGCAUAAAAUUCUGCCUGCCAUGGAAUCGGAUAGCAGCGCUACAGCAAAGCACCUCACUGAUGACACCAACACCGAGGUGGCUGCAAGUGAACUCCCAGCAAUCACCAAUGUGAACGAGCAAAUGCAAGCAGGUGGUUCGGAAGAUACUGCAAAAGACGGGGUAAUCUCUGUUGAAUGCACACCGCAAGCGGGAGAUCUAGAGAAACCAAUCGGCACUAGGGCUGAAACAGAAGGUUUCGCGGGCGGAGACGACGAGUCUAGAGCGAAUCAAAUUAGUGACGCCAUUGAGUGUCCCGGGGAAUCGGUUAGUACAUCACAUUCCCCACGGAGCAGUUCGAAAGUAGCCGAAAACAACGACCAGCCAUGCCAAGGGGAAGCUAGCCAAUCUCUCAGUCCAUCACAUGCUCCCAGUAACCUAGAGACAGCAGUCGAAAACGGCUGCACAUACUCCGAAGAACAAACUCAGGACAAUAGCGUCGUUACUGAUAAAAACGAGCCAACUGGUAGUGAACAUGGAUCACACACAAGUCGCCGAAAUUCGCGCGAAAGUCGCUCGACGUCGCGCAGUCCACGCCACGCCGCCAGUCGAAGUAAUAGCCGUGAUAGUAUGUCUCGUUCGCGCAGUCGAAGCAACAACCGUCGUAGCCGCUCAGGUUCCGGAUCGCGGUCCCGUUCGCGCUCUCGCUCGCAAUCACGAUCCCGUUCUCGCUCUCGAUCCCGGUCCCGGUCUCAAUCGCGAUCCCGGUCUCAAUCACGGUCCCGGUCUCGGUCGCGGUCAAGGUCCCGAUCUCGGUCCCGGUCUCGGUCCCACUCUCGCUCCCGAUCUCGGUCUCGUUCUCGGUCCCAGUCGCGAUCUCAAUCUGGAUCGCGCUCACGUUCCCGGUCCCAUUCACGCUCCCGUUCUGGAUCGCGAUCGCGUUCGGUGUCGCGCUCAGUAUCUAGAUCCUACUCAAAAUCUCGCAGCCGAAGCCAGAGCGUGGUGCGUAGCCGCAGCCGGAGCCGCAACAGUUCACAUUCACGCAGUGGGCGCUCCAAGAGCCCCUCGAUGGCAUCGGGGAUGCCUGAAGGCGGAAAGCACUCCAAAAAACCAAAGCGAUUCGUGGAAUCAGACGAUGACGAGGAGGACGGUGAGCAAGCCCGCGAACAAAACUCCACGGACCGCAGUAAACAUGACGCUGAUGUUGAAGAUGAGGAGGACAAGGACGGAUCGCAAAAAAAGCUGGCCGAGAAAGAGGGUGGCACUGAAAAUAUUCUCGAUUCGGACGAUGAAAUGCCCAAGGAUGAUGAUGGUAACAGCGACCGGGGGGCGUUUAUGUCCGAUUUCGACAUAAUGAUGGCGCGCAAAAAAGAGGAAAAGUCCCGCCGCCGAAAGCGAAACGAUAUCGAGCUGAUCAACGACAACGAUGAUUUGAUUGCUCAACUUUUGCAGCAGAUGCGAGAGGCUGCCGAUGAUGAUCGGCAGCUGAAUAAGGAGUCUAAACCAGCUACCAAGAAGAUUGCAAUCCUAAAGCAUGUGAUGUCACAGCUCAUCAAAAAAGAUCUGCAGCUAGCGUUUCUGGAGCAUAACGUACUGAACGUGCUCACCGAUUGGUUGGCCCCGUUGCCCAACAAGGCCCUACCAUGCCUGCAGAUUCGAGAAAAUAUUCUAAAGCUGUUGGCCGAUUUUCCUGCGAUUGACAAGGCUUAUCUAAAGCAGUCGGGCAUUGGCAAGGCAGUAAUGUACCUCUACAAGCAUCCGAACGAAACGAAACAAAAUCGCGAACGUGCGGGACGUUUGAUCAACGAGUGGGCUCGGCCCAUCUUCAAUCUAAGCACUGACUUUAAGGCGAUGACACGAGAGGAGCGUCAACAACGUGAUCUGCAACAGAUGCCCCGUAAGCGUCGCCACUCGCCGGAACCAUCGACAUCGGCCAGUAACAACCAGAAGAAGGGGUUGCCAUUCACUGAGGCAGACAAAGGAGCACUGCGCCCAGGUGAUAAGGGUUGGGUACAGCGAGCUCGUGUUCCUAUGCCUUCCGACAAGGAGUACAUUGUACGCCCAAAAUCAACUGUCGACACCGACAUGACUGUUGUCGCGAAAAAGAAGCUGAACCGUUAUGAGAAGCACUUGAAGAAAUUCAUCGAUAAAAAGCGAAUGCAGUCUAGCCGCCGAGCAGUAGAGAUCUCCAUCGAGGGUCGUAAGAUGGCGCUGUAAGAUCGCACGUGAUAGACGGAUGCGGCUGUUGGUUUUAGGACGCCAGCGAUUAAUUUCCGAUCCAGUAGGUUCGGAGUAUUAAUCUAAAUAAACCUUUUUUUUUUCAUCUAAGCGUGCGAAACCGAAGUGCUUUGGAAAGAAAUAUGCACAGACACGGUUACUGUCCUCUUCACAGUACUCCCCGUAAUUAAUUUCAUGCUGAUUCUGUUAAGAAAUUUCUAUCAAAAGAAGAAUGAACUAAAUGCGCGCACAUAGGAUGCAGAACUAAAACUUA